AUGAAGAAGAUUGAAGACCACAACACCCUUGUUUUUAUGGUAGACGUGAGAGCAAACAAACAUCAGAUUAGGAAUGCGGUGAAGAAACUUUACAACAUCGACGUGCAAAAGAUCAAUACGCUCAUCACGCCACAUAUGGAGAAGAAGGCUUAUAUCCGUCUUACUUCGGAUUACGACGCUCUUGACUGCGCCAACAAAAUUGGAAUCAUUUGA
Molecule: messenger RNA, 213 nt
Organism: Cooperia oncophora
Lineage: Eukaryota; Metazoa; Nematoda; Chromadorea; Rhabditida; Trichostrongylidae
Source: the annotation of a GenBank genome assembly